Messenger RNA from Sipha flava (yellow sugarcane aphid), 1096 nucleotides. RefSeq lists its product as uncharacterized. Gene Ontology annotation, molecular function: DNA polymerase processivity factor activity. Gene Ontology annotation, biological process: mitochondrial transcription; transcription elongation by mitochondrial RNA polymerase. Gene Ontology annotation, cellular component: mitochondrial nucleoid. The coding region runs from base 14 to 823 and encodes 269 amino acids. The record is from RefSeq and is a predicted model, not a curated record. NCBI's taxonomy places the organism in Eukaryota, Metazoa, Arthropoda, Insecta, Hemiptera, Aphididae. The transcript is spliced from 6 exons.
CUGUAAUACUCCAAUGUCGUUUAUCGUUUUUAUGUUAGUGAUGUUGAAAUCUUAUGGACUUCGGCCGUUAAGCUUGAUCCGUAGUUUUAGUGAAGUUAGCCAAAUUAAACGAAAACAAAAUCGAAAUUUCAAUUUUUACAUGCCCAUACUUUCAGAAGACCAGAAGCGGUCUGUUGAAAAGAUAGUUUCUCUACAAAUAUCAGGUCGGUAUAUGAUCUGUACGACAAUACUUCGAAAGGACAAUAUCCUUCAUAGUUGGAAACUACUAUCUAUGCCAGAAGAUAUGAAUAAAUUUCAUUUAGACGACGUCUAUAAUUGUGUAGCUACUCUCAUGAAAGACUUACCAGAAAGCGAUGUUUACUUAGUUGAAAACUACAUGAAAAUGCCCAACAAUGUGAAUGUUGCUGGAGCACAUUUAUUUUAUGUAAAACUGCAAAUACUUGCUAUGUUAAUUGCCCUUAUCAAUAACAAAAAUCAAAUUGAAAAUCCUUCAAUAGAAAAUAAAAAAACCACAAACAAAGUGAUACUGAUGAGAGCACGUGUGCACGCAAGAUUGUUUCGCAUUGUUGUUGGCACAGAAAUCAUAUCUUCACAAGAUAUAACUGCAUUGAUGUUGAAGGGCAACUUCCCUGAACAUGUGACACCUGUUGUUCCUACAAUUGAUGCUAUUUUGUCUUAUAGAUCGAUUCAAGAACCAAUACUAAGAGAACUCAUGUCCAAUGGUCUCAUGUUAGCCAUGGCUUUUGUUGAUCUUGUUUUAAAUUCAAAUCCAAAAAGUAUUCGAGCACUAAAUGAGGGCUCCAGAAGAAAACUAAAAUCUUAGACAGUUUGAUCAUCAAUUCAUUUGUGUGAAUUCCUUUCUCAACUAUUUGGCUCAUUGUAAUAAUUUGACCAACACAAGCCUCGCAUAUUACUGUUGAAAGGCGGUCACUAAGUGUUGUCUAUAGUUCACAGAUAAAUCUAACGACUGUCCCAUUGAUCCAAAUAUGUGAAUAGAACCCACAUCACCACAUAUACGGCAAAGUUUUCGAAUCCUAUCGUUGAAAGACAUCUAUAAAAUAAAUUAUUAUACUUAUACAAGUUAAAUAUUAAAAUU